CAGGACUAAACAAGGAUACGACCAAGACUCCAUUAUAAUAAAUGUUUUGAUAAAAUACGCGGAGGACAGUAAAUCAGUUAGUUAUCGACGAGAUAUGACCUGGUACAAAAGAUGUACCAAUGAGCAAUUUUCUCAAUUCUUUCAUAAAAGCAGGUGCUAGUACUGACGCUCAAACCUGGACUAAUGUGCCUCAAGGUGAACCCUCUCAAAAUUCGCGUUUCAAAAACCAAACCGCUCCCGGCGAUACGGACUUUACCCAAUGGGUGAACGCAAUGAAAAUGGUAGCUCAAUUACAAGGCGGCAUCCCCCCGGAAUUUCGAAAAAGACUGUGGCUGCAAUUGGCUGAAAGGCAUUUAGCAUCAAAAGGAGUGGAUUGGUCGAAAGCAGAAAGAACAUGCUUCAGCGAGUGGUCCCAUCCCGCGGACGCGGAACUGGACGUGCAGAUCGUAAAAGACCUGCACAGGACCGGUUGCAGUCUAUUCUGCGGAAAGGACGGCCAAGAAAACCAGGUUUUAUUAAAACGAGUUCUCUUGGCCUACGCCAGGUGGAACAAAACCGUCGGUUAUUGCCAAGGCUUCAACAUGCUCGCCGCGCUGAUUCUCCAAGUGACCGAGAAGAACGAAAGCGACGCCUUGAAGCUGAUGAUUUACCUCAUAGAAGGCGUCCUGCCGGAUUCCUACUUCGCCGGUAGCUUGAAGGGUUUGUCGGUGGACAUGGCGGUAUUUCGGGAACUGCUCAGGACUCGGUUCCCGCGCCUCUCUAAGCACCUGGACGCCUUGCAGAGCGCCGCGAAGGACGGCAGCAGGAGCUACGAGCCGCCAUUAACGAAUGUAUUCACCAUGCAAUGGUUUCUUACAUUGUUUUCCAACUGUUUACCUCAGCAGACGGUGCUUCGUGUUUGGGAUCUUAUACUUCUCGAAGGCAACGAGAUACUUCUGCGUACAGCGCUGGCGAUUUGGCAAGUUCUGAGCGAUCGGAUAUUGAAAGUGCGCAGUGCUGAUGAAUUCUAUUGUAUGAUGGGCGCAUUAACCAGAGAGCUUCUCGAAGCUGAGUUGGUGGACGAAAACGUACUAAUCAAAACGGUGGUCGCCAUACGACCUUUAACGGAAUUAAAAACACUCAGGGAACAUUAUUCGUACAACAUGACGCCAUGGGAAGCCACCAUACCACAAACCAUGGACAAGCAACUGAAGUUGCACCCCAAACAAAACAUCGCCUUAGACAUCAGCGGAUUGAAGAAGCAGUACGUGAAGUUGAAGCAACGACAACGGCAGGCCCACAUCAUCUUCUCCGCGGCCAUUUCCAGACAAUCCCUGCCGGCGCCGCCGGUGACCAUGAACCACCUGCUGAUAGGCAAGAGCGCCCUGAUGCCGGCGAAGAGCAUCGGUCCGGUCCCGCCGCCGAGACCGGCCGCCGCCAGCACGUUGCAUUGGAAGGACGCUCCGAAGCAGUCGUCGAGCUCGAGCUCCAGCGACACGGAGCUCUGCGACGAGGAGACCGAGUCCUCGUCGUCGGACGAGAGCAAACCCUGUCAAUUCGACAAUCUGCCCGCUGAUGGCGACGCCAGCCUUAUGAUACAUGACAAUACAAGUGCCACAGUAGUCGUAGAGAAACCCGAACCGGAUCCGAGCGAAUUCGAAGCGGAUAACGUCAAUUUGCGUUUCGAUCAGUUGCUGGCGGGACACGCGAAACAAGGGCGCAGGAACAGCGACAUGGCGAUGCAGAUUAUCCAGGAAAAUUCGUUGAUAUUGCACCGGAUUUUGCAAUGCCAGACGCGAUUGUCUCCGUCGCCGCCUUUGCUGGAAACUGAAGAGUCUGCGUUACAUUCGAGCAGCGAGGAAUUCGAAGCGAAACAUAUCUCGUUACAAGAAACAAUGGGGACUAUUUUGAGCCCCGACGGGGCAGAUAGCGCUUCGAUAAAUCAACCAUCAGACAAAACAAACUCGAAUUGUUUUGAAUACGGAUCGAAGUACAGCAACAUUUUAGAGAAAAGCAAGAGUUUAGACGAGAAAUACAAUACCCUCAUACUAAACAAGCCCGUUUCUAAAACUUUCACCGAAUUGAACAAAGAACAUCUUAACUUCGAUAAGGACUCGAUCAGAAAAUCAAAAUUCGUAGACGUUUCCGAAAUUAGUGAAGAAACUGAUACUGUUCCUGCAAGUUUAAUGAGUUUCGAUUUCGACAUAGGAGAACGAACUUCUAAUGAAUACGCUCCACAAUUCGAUCAAUCAAAAAUAAACGACUGGAAAAAAGAUUACUUUGAUGUCAUCAAAGCAUCUGAAAUAUCUCCAAUUAAAACACUGGUUGCCACCGAUGAGAAUAACUCAUCCAGAACUGACAUUAAUGUAGGUAAUGUAAAUAAAGUAUCUAGUAUUGACUCAACUAGCGGUGAAAUCAACUACGAUGCUAGUCGGAAAUGCUAUUUCGACGAUGCUAGAAAGGACGACAACGUGGAAAUAGAAACGCUGCAGAACAGGGAAUUGAUUGGCUUUGAAAAAUUGUAUCUGAAUUCGCCAGAAGACAAACAAGUAAUUCAAUCAAGCAGUAAUUCAAUUUUUGCUAAAGAAAUCGGUUUGAAGUCUUCGAUGCUCUUCGAUUUCGAGGAUAAAGAUAAAGAAAACAGUUCAUUGAGUGUUUUCAAUGAGUUCUCUUUGGAGCACUCCGGGACAGAUUGUGCUGGUUUAAAAUUAGAUUCCCUGCUGCCUGAAACGUCCUUUAACUACCCAACCGCUAGUGAAAAAAAUUCUAAAUUUUUAGUAGGAAGUUCCUUAGAUUAUACUAGUCCUUCAACUUGUUACGACUUAACUGCUACUCGCGAAGGCGCCGUAAAUAAAUCGCUUUUGUUCGAGUUGCCUUCUGAUUCUUCUUGUUCUUCUACUUCGUACAGCUUUUUGAAGUCGCCGUCUAGCAAACCAGGAGAUUCUUCUAAUUGUUAUAACUUCUUGACUGCUCGAGAGGAUUCUGUGUUGGAAAAGGUCGAGGAUUGUGAUACGAACAAGCAAAUAAAUAAUUUUGGUUUGGAAAAUGUGCCGGCUUUGGACACUUUUUCGAAAUUUUCGUUAAGCAGUUCCAGAUCUCAUAUUUCUCCUGAAUAAUUUUGUUGUGGUUUCCGUAUUUAUAAAUUUAUCUCAAACUCCACAUAAGAGGGAUUUGUUUGUUAGAUGCUAGACUACUUGUAGUAAAGUUAUUGUUAAUCCGUCAAAGAAGUCUGUCCAAGUUUAGAGUACCUAUCGGGUGAGUUUUGAAUGAAUAUACAGUCCAUGAGGUUAAAAACGCUAAAUUUCUGCUCAAGCACCUGUUAAAUAUUUUGGGGGACUUACGAAUGUUCUCUAAAAUCAAAAAACAUGAUUUUCAUUAUUGCAAUAUUAAUAUUUAGAAAAAUACUUUGCGUGUAGAAUAAAUUAGUUUUGAAGGAUGUGGUUCGCUUUAGUAGAAUUGCAAAUCACAACUUCAAUUUUAUCGAGAAUUUUGUUCACAAUUAUUUAUAUCCGUUCUAAUUAGCUAGUGAUUAAUUUGAAUUAUGCGAAAUUAACUAAACUUAUCAAAAGCAACGUUAAUUUCAUGGAUUUUCCUCGAAUAUGUGAUAUUUCGAAAUAUUUCCUUUCACGUCGUCGUUGUAUAACUGCUCUUUAUCUUAGGUCUGAAUCUUAUUAAGAACUAUAUUAUACAAAAAUGUGUAUAAAUCAAUUAACAAUAAUGAAGAAAUAAAUCUAAUAAUAAACACGUUGCAUUUGUGUUAAAAAAGUAAAUGCUUCUUUUCGUUGUUGAAUAUUAACGAUGAUCUUUGUAAAUUUUCAAACUUGUAUACAUAGAGUUGUAUUUUGUGAUAUGUUAUAAUAUUAGUGAAUAAACAUGUUACCUACGUAAAAGAUAAGAUGCCUUUGUAAGUUUAGAUUUAUCUGUUAAUAAAUUAUUAAGGAUUU
Messenger RNA from Phyllotreta striolata, 3923 nucleotides. The record is from the annotation of a GenBank genome assembly. NCBI's taxonomy places the organism in Eukaryota, Metazoa, Arthropoda, Insecta, Coleoptera, Chrysomelidae.